Messenger RNA from Didymodactylos carnosus, 588 nucleotides. The record is from the annotation of a GenBank genome assembly. NCBI's taxonomy places the organism in Eukaryota, Metazoa, Rotifera, Eurotatoria, Philodinida, Philodinidae.
AUGACUGAAACUACAAAACUUAGUUAUUGGUAUUGCAACGGUUGCCAGCGAAACCUUUUUCAUGGCGAGUUUCGUUUUAACUGCACAGUAUGUAAUAAUUAUGAUUAUUGUGAACAAUGUGCAGCGACACUUGAUCCACCUCAUCCUCAUCGAAUGAUUCGUGAACUAGCAUACGGCUGUGAAGAAGGAAAGGAAACUGAUGUAAUAGAUAUGGCCACUGGAAUUCGGGUUGCAACAGCGUUGUACUGGGAUCGUCAUUGUAUGGGUGUGCGAGACGUUGAUAAAGAUAAUCCCUCACUCUAUACAGAUUCAUAUUCAUGGUUAACAUUCAAAACAGUGGGUGAUCGAUCAAAGAACUUUGGACAUGGACUACGAGGUUUAAUUGAACCUCGAGGAUAUCUUGGCAUCUGUGCAGCUAAUCGACCUGAGUGGAUGAUCACUGACUUUGCCUGUAUGUUUCAGAGUAUCAUUACUGUGCCAAUAUAUACUUUGUUUAACGAUCGUGAAAUUGCCUGUGUUAUCAAUAACACACAAGUGUCGGUGAUUGUUUGUGACAAGCAAAGGCUGCCAAGAUUUAUUGAGCUGUAU